CUCCUACUCGCGCUGCCAUCUGUGCUGCGCGCGCCGCCGUCUGCUCUUCUUCGUCUCGUCUGCUCCAUCGUCUAGAUCGCGCGUGCGUGCUGCUCUCUGCUUCUCGCACGUAGAUCUGCUGCUUGCUUGCGUCUGCGAGCAGCACAUCCUCUGCGGCCGUGCGUGUCCGUGCCCGUGUCUGUGCGCACAGCCGAGUCCGCCGCCGGCUGACGCUGCGCAUCCCUGUCACGCAGCAGUCUCUGGCUGCGCUUCGCUGCUGCAUCUGCGCUCAGCGCGCCCGUCGCGCUUACGCCGCCUGCCUCGCGCUCUCUGCCUGUUGCCGCGAGACCAUGCACUUGGAAGUCCGCGACAUCGAGCCAUCAUCCUCUCCGCCGCCGCUGCCUAGCAACCCACUCCUCGUCUUUCGCCCAGCCCGCGCAGCCGACAUCACAUGUUCGGCUCGCCCGCUCCUUCGCCGUCGCCCUCUCCGGGCCCGGCCUUUCUCUAUCAGGGCGGUGGCUCGCACCACCAUCCUUCCGGCAGCCUCUCGUCGGGCGGCGGCAGCGCCUCCAACGGCGGGCCGGGUCCCUCGGGCCUCGGUAGCCUCGGAAACUCGUCGCCCUUCUCCAACGGUCCCGGUCCGGGCUCUGGCUUCCCGCCUCUAGGCCGCUUCCCGCCCUCGGGCCUGGCGUGGGGCGGUGGGGCGCGGCACCACGGCGGGCCUGGCGGCUCGGGCGCCGGCGGCAGCCAUGCCGCCAACGCCUCCCUCUCCUCGCUCGGCGGCAGCAUGGGCGGCGGGCCCGGCAGCGGCAACGGCAGUGCGGCGCCCUCCAGCCCCGCGUACGGCCAGAUGGGCGGCCACCACGGCCACCACCACGGCCACGUCGGCCCGCACGGCCACUCGGGGCUCGGACACAUGAACAGCCCGGGCCCGCUGCACGGCGGCGGCAACUCGCACAUGAACAGCAGCAACUCGUCCGCAGCCGCCAACGCCAGCCCGCACUGGCAGCAGCAGCUGGUCAAGGCAGAGAUCUCGCGGCAAUCUGCGUCUCCGCACCACCACGCUCGCGCUGCAGCACUGGCUGCGCGCAGCGCGACGAGCGCCGCCGUGGCCAUCCACGACCCGAACAAGGGCAUCCGCAUCCCGCAGACGGCUGCGAACGGCCUGCAUCUGCCUAGUAAGCGGGAAAACGGCGAUGCAAACGGCGAGGACGGCCUGGGCCCGAACGGCGAGGCGACGGCCAACGGGCGGGGCGCCAAGGACAGCGCCGAGAAGAGCAGCUCGGGGCAGUCGUGGACGACGAUCGACAUGGGCGGCCUUGGCCUCAAGACGCUCGCCAAGGAGGUGUACCGCUACUCCUUCCUCACGUCGCUCUUUGUCAACCACAACGCGCUCUCGACGCUCUCGCCGGCGAUCCUCGAGCUGAAGAACCUGACGGUGCUCGAUGCCUCGGGCAACAAGCUCGUCUCGCUGCCGGCAGAGCUGGGCAUGCUGACGCAGCUGCGCGAGCUCUUCCUCUUCGACAACCUGCUCGUGACGCUGCCGCCGGAGAUGGGCGCGCUGCACCAGCUCGAGCUGCUGGGCAUCGAGGGCAACCCGCUGAGCGAAAAUCUGCGCUCGCUGGUGCAGCGCGACGGCACAUCGGCGCUCAUCUCGUACCUGCGAGAUUCCUGCCCCGUGCCGCUGCCGCCGCCGGAGCGCGAGUGGGUCAACAUCGACGCCGACCUGCCCCCGCCGCCGCCGGCACCGGCAGACGGCAGCGACGCGCCGCCCGAGGCGCCGCCAGAGACGUUCAACCUGCUCUGCUACAACGUGCUGUGCGAGAAGUACGCGACGGCGCACAUGUACGGCUACACGCCGUCGUGGGCGCUGGCGUGGGAGUACCGCAAGGAGUUCAUCUUGCAGGAGGUGAUGAGCUACUCGGCCGACAUCUGCUGUCUGCAGGAGGUGGAUGCGGAGCAGUACGAGGACUACUUCCUGCACCACCUCUCGCAGCAGGAGUACGAGGGCGUGUACUGGCCCAAGUCGCGCGCGCGCACGAUGCGCGACGAGGAGCGGCGGCGCGUCGACGGCUGCGCCACGUUCUUCAAGGCGAGCAAGUACGCGCUCAUCGAGAAGCAGCUCAUCGAGUUCAACCAGAUUGCGCUGCAGCGGCCCGACUUUAAGAAGACGGAGGACAUGUUCAACCGCGUCAUGACGAAGGACAACAUCGCCGUCGUGGCGCUGCUGGAGAACCGCGAGUCGGGCUCGCGCCUCAUCGUCGCCAACGCGCACAUCCACUGGGACCCCGAGUACCGCGACGUCAAGCUCGUGCAGGUGGCCAUGCUGAUGGACGAGCUGGAGAAGAUUGGCGCGCGCUUUGCCAAGUUCCCCGCCAAGCUCGACGUCGCCGAGGGCUUCCCGCCGGCGCCCAAGUACAACGACGGCAGCAAGAUUCCGACGAUCGUGUGCGGCGACUUCAACUCGGUGCCCGACUCGGGCGUGUACGAGUACCUGGCCGGCGGCGAGCUGCGCGGCGACCACCCGGACUUCAUGUCGCACAUCUACGGCAACUACACGGCCAACGGCCUCGGCCACGGCCUGCCGCUGAAGAGCGCCUACGCCAACAUCGGCGAGCUGCCGUUCACCAACUACACGCCCAACUUCGAGGGCGUCAUCGACUACAUCUGGUACAAUCAGAACGCACUCGCCGUCACGGGCCUGCUGGGCGACGUGGACAAGUCGUACCUCAACAAGGUCGUCGGCUUCCCCAAUGCCCACUUCCCGUCGGACCACAUCUGCAUCCUCAGCGAGUUCCGCGUCAAGCAUCCGCGCGACGGACCCGCGCCGCGGCAGGUCGACUUUGGCUCGGGCAAGGAGCGGCGGCACUGAGCCGGGCUGCGGCGGCGAGGCUUGCGCGCGCGCACACUCUUGUACAUAGCGGCCCACUCUCCGGUCUGCACCAGUCCUGCACUCUCGCCUCUCUCUCGCUCUCGCUCUCUCUCUCACUCUGCGCAUCAACUACACCCGCCUCCAAUCUGCUCUUCCGGUGCCUGCUCGCCAUUCCCUAGGGUUCCCUCCCUCUUCUUUCUCCCGUGUGACUCUCUUCUCUCUCAUGAACCUCGACGCGCGCUGCUUUCGGAGGGGCUUCUGGGCCCUCUCUUUCCCUCUCGCGCCCGUGACGUGCCGCCUCGACGCAUUUGUAUUAGCUACUCCAGCCAGACGCGGGACUGAACCAGGUCGACCCCCCUUAUCACCCACUCUUACCCCUCGUCGGCGCUCCGCCAGCAGCUGGUCGCUCGCGAGUCGCACGCCCCCCCC
Tilletiopsis washingtonensis is the source of this 3280-nucleotide messenger RNA. RefSeq lists its product as hypothetical. The record is from RefSeq and is a predicted model, not a curated record. Lineage: Eukaryota; Fungi; Basidiomycota; Exobasidiomycetes; Entylomatales. Gene Ontology annotation, biological process: nuclear-transcribed mRNA poly(A) tail shortening. Gene Ontology annotation, cellular component: nucleus; cytoplasm; CCR4-NOT complex. The coding region runs from base 431 to 2851 and encodes 806 amino acids. Gene Ontology annotation, molecular function: poly(A)-specific ribonuclease activity; protein binding. The transcript has 2 exons.